GAUUCUCAAUCUCAAUUUGAAAAUAGUAAAAAAAAGAGUCAACAGCUGUCAUAUAUUGUAGUAUUGACUAAAGUUUUUUAUUUUAUUUACUUUGUAAUUGUAAAUAAUUGAACAUAAAUCUCUUUUUAUUUUAUGCUAAAUAAAUUAUUUCAUAAAAUAAACUAAAGUGAAUUAUUUAACUAAUAGUUUGGUAGUGAAAUACAUCAAACGAUUCACUUUAUUAAGGUUACCAAAACUAAUAAAUACAUAAUUUUAAUUAACAAUGGAUAAAGAACGAUUUACAAUGCUCCUUUUGGAACCAGGUGAAAUAUUUUUUGAAGAUUACAGUGUGCGUAUGAAAUUAAAUGAAUUUUCGGAUAAUGAAAAACAUGAUUGGAUGGAUGGACGAUUGAAAUUAUGUUCAAAAUCAUUAGUAUUUGUUAAUAAAGAUAUUAAUGAACCGCUUAUAAAACUCCAAAUGAAAGAAAUCAUAUCAGUUGAAAGUGCUAAAGAUGACGAAAAUGAAUCUGGAAAUGUAUUAACUAUUAUCUGUAAACAAUAUGCAGAAAUGCUUAAAGGCAAUCGUUUGGAACCUUAUAAAUUUAUUCAUAAAAAAGUAAAUUUUUUAUUAUCGUUCAAUUAUGCAAAUCCAGAUGAUUGUCUUCCACAUAUCAUGCAGCUUUUACGAGCUUCAACACUUCCAACAGCUGAACAAAAUGCUAUGAUAAUGACUAUCGUACAUUCAAGACAGUCAAGAUUUAAAUUUGAUACUUCUUGGCUUGAAGAUUUAUACGAGCAAGUUGUAUUUGAAGUACAAGCUAGUAAAGUAUUACCAUUAAUUAUUAACCCCGGGAGAGUUUUAAUAACUAAUUCUCGAAUUUAUUUUCAACCAUACAAUAAUUUAGAUCAGCAUGCAGUUUUAAAAAUAAAUAUAAAAAAUGUUAAAAAUAUUUUAAAGAGAAGAUUUUUAUUACGUCCGAUUGGCUUAGAAAUAAAGUGGACAAAACCACCGGAGAAUAAAGUUGAAUAUUUGUUUUUAUCAGUAAAGAAUCAAGAUGAUCGUGAUAAACUUUAUGAGAGUUUGAUAAAUCAACCCGAGCUUAAACUUGAAAUAGUGCCACAAAAUCAAAUGACAAUACAAUGGCAAAAUGGAGCUUUAUCUAAUUAUGAUUAUCUUCUAUAUAUAAAUAGUUUAGCUGAUCGAACAUUUCAUGAUUUAACGCAAUAUCCAGUAAUGCCAUGGAUUAUACAGGAUUAUUCAUCAUCUACUUUAGAUCUCAAUGAUCCAAAAAAUUAUCGUGAUCUAACAAAACCGAUUGGAGCCUUAGAACCAACUAGACUAGAGCGAUUAAAAGAACGAUAUCAAGAAAUGUCUAGUAAAAAGUUUUUGUAUGGAUCUCACUACAGCGCACCUGGAUUUGUAUUAUUUUAUUUAGUAAGAAAAUAUCCCCAAUAUAUGUUGUGUCUUCAAAACGGUAGAUUUGAUCAUCCUGAUCGAAUGUUUAAUAAUGUAGCGGACGUGUGGAAAAACGUAUUGGCAAAUAUGUCUGACUUCAAAGAACUUGUUCCGGAAUUUUAUGAUCCUACCAACAAUGGUGAUUUUCUCGUAAAUAAUUAUGCUAUUGAUUUUGGAUUUCGUCAUGAUGGGACUAAAGUUGCUGAUGUACUGCUACCACCUUGGGCAGAAGGACCUAGUGAUUUUGUUACAAAAUUAAGAAAUGCUUUAGAAAGUGAUUGGGUAUCACAAAAUCUUCAUCACUGGAUUGAUUUAAUUUUUGGAUACAAGCAAAGAGGCAUAGAAGCUGAAAAAGCUGAUAAUGUAUUUUUUCAUCUGUGUUACGAAGGAGCUGUAGAUUUAGAUACAAUUCAAGACAUUAAUGAUCGUCAUGCUCUGGAAGUACAAAUUAUGGAGUUUGGACAAAUUCCUAAACAAAUUUUUACUUUACCUCAUCCAAAACGGCUUAUUAAUACGAUUAAUCUAUCAUCUGACUUAUUGUUAAGUCAAUCAGUUCUUUCCAAUGAAAAUAAAGAAGAAAAAAAUAAUUUGUCAUUAGAGCAAUAUAUUGUGAUUCCGUCUCACAAAGAUAUAAUAUCAAAUAUAACUUUUAUGAACGACCAAGAUAAUAUGGCAUCCGUUGGACAUGAUGGUGUAUUGAAAAUUUAUUCAAUAAAAAACAAAAAAUUAACACGAAGCAUAUCAUUGUCAAAUUUACCAUUAUCGUCAUGUAUUUUCUAUAAAACUAAAAAUGAACAGAACAUAUUAGUUGUUGGUUCAUGGGAUAAUACACUGAUAUUUUAUGAUGUAGAGUUUGGGAAAAUAAUUGAUGUACUAACAGGACAUGAAGAUGCCGUAUCAUCGUUAGAACAAAGUCUUACAAGAAAUAUUUUUAUCUCUGGGUCUUGGGAUUGCACAGUUAAAAUAUGGCAUAGUUAUGAAUCUGGUAAAAAAAUUAAACCACAGGAGUCUUUGAUAGCUCAACUUGAUCAUGAUUCAAAAGUUACUUGCUUAAGUAUUUCAAAAGAUGAAAAAUUAUUGGUAUCAGGUACAGAGGACGGUGAAAUUUUUAUAUGGAAUAUGGAUACGUACAAUUUAUAUUUUAUGGUAAAAGGACACGAAUCGAAAAUAAAUGCAAUGACAUUUGAUUCAGAAUGUAAAAAUAUAAUAUCAUGUGCAAGUGAUAAAUUAAUAAAUGUAUUUGAUAUUCAAACAAGUACAAGAAUAUACAGUACAUCAUUAGAUAAUGAACCAAUGGCUUUAGGUUGGAAUGGUUCAUUAUUAUUAGUUGGUGAUGAUCACGGUCAUCUAACACUUUGGGAUUCACAUGGAGCUUCAUUCCGAUCAAAAUUACAAUGUCACAACGGACUAUUAACAGCAAUAAUCGUAACACUAGACAACAAAUUUGUGAUAACUGGCGGCAAUGAUAAAAAAAUAAUUAUUUGGAAUUGUCAUCAGUGAUAAAAGUUAAUUAUGAAAAAAUUUUAAAUUGUUAAUCUUUUUCCUCAUAUAAUUUUUCUACUUACGUUAAUAUAUUAUAUUAUUUGUACACUAU
Molecule: messenger RNA, 3029 nt
Organism: Microplitis demolitor
Lineage: Eukaryota; Metazoa; Arthropoda; Insecta; Hymenoptera; Braconidae
Product: protein FAN
Exons: 16
Coding region: 263-2935 (890 amino acids)
Molecular function (GO): protein binding
Source: RefSeq, a predicted model, not a curated record